Molecule: messenger RNA, 1269 nt
Organism: Mandrillus leucophaeus (drill)
Lineage: Eukaryota; Metazoa; Chordata; Mammalia; Primates; Cercopithecidae
Gene: TSN
Product: translin
Exons: 5
Coding region: 241-813 (190 amino acids)
Biological process (GO): RNA metabolic process
Cellular component (GO): nucleus; cytoplasm
Molecular function (GO): RNA binding; single-stranded DNA binding; sequence-specific DNA binding
Source: RefSeq, a predicted model, not a curated record
ACUCGCCCCCUCCUCUGCCCUUUGGACGCGCGCCUCGCGGACGGCGCCUCAGGCAGCGCGGCGGACAGCCCGUCCUCCAGCGCGCCGCGGGCCUCGGAGGACCCCAGCGACGGUCGUGGCGUAAGACCGGGGGGACGCGGCGAUAGCGGCGGCCGUUGCGAUUGAUUGCGCUGGUUGCCUCCGGCGUCCACUUCCCUGGCCGCCCUUGCUACACUGGCUGAUUGUUGUGCAGCCGGCGCCAUGUCUGUGAGCGAGAUCUUCGUGGAGCUGCAGGGCUUUUUGGCUGCCGAGCAGGACAUCCGAGAGGAAAUCCGAAAAGUUGUACAGAGUUUAGAACAAACAGCUCGAGAGAUUUUAACUCUACUGCAAGGGGUCCAUCAGGGUGCUGGGUUUCAGGACAUUCCAAAGAGGUGUUUGAAAGCUCGAGAACAUUUUGGUACAGUAAAAACACAUCUAACAUCUUUGAAGACCAAAUUUCCUGCUGAACAGUAUUACAGGUUUGCUUCUAGCUCAGUACUCUGUUUUAAGUCCAUUUGUUUAGUGAUUGCAAAUGCCCCUGAUUUCUCUUUCCUGGUACAGUCAAGGCUGUCUGUCAACAGCGUGACUGCUGGAGACUACUCCCGACCCCUCCACAUCUCCACCUUCAUCAAUGAGCUGGAUUCCGGCUUCCGCCUUCUCAACCUGAAAAAUGACUCCCUGAGGAAGCGCUACGACGGAUUGAAAUAUGACGUGAAGAAAGUAGAGGAGGUGGUCUAUGAUCUCUCCAUCCGGGGCUUCAACAAGGAGACGGCAGCAGCUUGUGUUGAAAAAUAGGAGGCUCUCCUUGCUCCUGGCCUUGCUGACCUCAGCGGUUGCCAGGAAGGGGUGAGCACAGAGUGCCUCUUACGGUAGUUAGGAUGCCCAGUUGCUAAACACUGCGCUUUAUUUUCUUAACCAGUUGUGGUGUGAGUAUCAGAAUUGAAACACUUUUUUGGGGGUAAAAAAUAAUAGCCUUUACAUGGACAGAAUUUUCUUUGUUGUUUCAGUGAAUUUGCUCUGUAAUUCAGUGUAUUUCAGUUCCGUCAAAAAGUGUAAAUGUUAGUUUCUUGGUAAAGUCCUUUUCUUGCUUACCUUGACUGUUGAUGUACUGAUUGAGAAGUUCAUUGUCUCGUUUGUGAUUCUUCCAGAUGUGAUGCUUGAUAUUUUCUAUAUGCGAGUUAGCCAUCCACACCCAGGCAUAGCCUGGAUACAGUAUUAAAAUAGAUAAUUAAAAAGAUGGUUGCCAAGCAA